Molecule: messenger RNA, 981 nt
Organism: Glarea lozoyensis ATCC 20868
Lineage: Eukaryota; Fungi; Ascomycota; Leotiomycetes; Helotiales; Helotiaceae
Product: RING/U-box
Exons: 1
Coding region: 1-981 (326 amino acids)
Biological process (GO): snoRNA splicing
Cellular component (GO): U2-type spliceosomal complex
Molecular function (GO): metal ion binding
Source: RefSeq, a predicted model, not a curated record
AUGGAAUCAACAGAAGCUGCAUCAGCACCCGUAGCAAUCUUCAAAAAGAGAACCGGGAAAUCCAACUUUCGAAAACGAGCCGCCACUCCACCCCCAGCAUCAGACAGCUCCGACUACUCGUCCUCAGAAGACGACACCGGUCGCAAGAUAAAGCGCAGAAAGAAGAACACAGGCGUGAUCACCGCCUCAUCUCGCACCAAUAUCCCCUCAACCACAGAUCUCACAGCACCAAACUACGUCGCCUCCCGAAGCACCACCAUAAAAUCCUCCAACGACGCAACUAAGCAGACAAACUGGUACGACGAGAACGCAACCGAUGCUCUAUCGAGUAAAAACCUCCUUGGCUCAACACGCGCCGUCCCCGGCAGCGAAGGAACCUACAAAGGGCUCGCCAACCCAACGACAUUCAUCCAGCAAAACCCCGACGCUCCAAACCGCUCCAUCGGGCCCGUGAAAGCACCCACGAACAUCCGCACCAUAACAGUCACCGAUUUCGCCCCGGAUGUAUGUAAAGACUACAAACAAACCGGCUUCUGCGGGUUUGGGGAUAAUUGCAAGUUCCUGCACGCGCGCGAGGACUAUAAGCAAGGCUGGCAGUUGGAUAAAGAAUGGGAGACCGUUACCAAAGGCAAAAAAGUAAGCGGUGUGAAAGUCGCCUCUGCGAAUCGAGAUCAGGACGCUGAAGAGGAGGACGAGGAUGAUAAAUUAGAGGGGAUCCCGUUUGCGUGUAUUAUAUGUCGGGAGAAGUAUAAGGAUCCGAUUGUGACGAGGUGCGGACAUUAUUUCUGUGAGGGGUGUGCGUUGAAGAGGUAUCGGAAAGAUCCGAGCUGUGCGGCGUGUGGGUCGGGGACGGGAGGUGUGUUUAAUGUUGCGAAGGGUUUGAAGAAGUUGCUGGAGAGGAAGAGGGAGCAGGCUAGGAAGAGAAGGGAAAAGGCUAUUGAGGCUGGGGAGGAGGUUAGCGAGGAGGAGGAAGAGGAGUGA